Pecten maximus is the source of this 4450-nucleotide messenger RNA. RefSeq lists its product as uncharacterized. NCBI's taxonomy places the organism in Eukaryota, Metazoa, Mollusca, Bivalvia, Pectinida, Pectinidae. Bases 1209 to 3416 code for a protein of 735 amino acids. The record is from RefSeq and is a predicted model, not a curated record. The transcript has 2 exons.
GAUGUCAGACGAACGAAUACGUUGUCAUGGUGUAUGGUAUACUAAUUAUGACUAUAUCACGGCUUUUACGGACUUAAUGACACCAGAGCAGCACUACGGUGAAGGGUUACAUUACUUACUGUGAAAAUUGAAAGCGUUGUCCAAGUAGUGUACACUGGCUAUUUCUUAUGAGUAUCAAACAGAAAUAUUAAUUGGUUUAAUUGACGAUCCUUUAUUUUUUUUAUUGUUUUUUACACAAUGUCUGUUACAUAAAUCGCGGAAUAUGUCCACAUCAUUGGACUUCGUUUGAGGAGUUGUUCUAUGCAAACUCAUGAAAAAUAGCAAGCAUACAAUACUUUCACCACCUUCAACUUAAUGCAUGUCAUAUGUGUUUAAUGAUGGUCGAAGCUACCUUUAACUCCGCCUCUAAUUUACAAAAAACUAUAUGUAUAAAGAACACUUAUUUCGAUUAACAAUAUAACGCAAUAUCUAUGUAUUUGAAAACUCUAUGAUACAUUAUGUAUUUAUUUCCCCGCUCCCUUAAAUUACCUUUAUAGACAGACUUAUCUGUACAUAUAAGUACAUGUAUAUGUCAAACAUCUAACAAGUGUGAUAGAUAUGCAAGAAGGUACUGUUACAUAUCAGACAUUCAUGUUUGAAUCAAAUAUCUUAAACGUGGUUAUUUCCGCGGUGUAUUAAUUUCGCGAUUAAGAUAGGUAACCUCUACGCGUGGAGGUUAUUUCCGCGGUGAUUUAAUUUCGCGAUUAAGAUAGGUAACCUCUACGCCAGGAGGUUAUUUCCGCGGUGGUUUAAUUUCGCGAUUUAGAUAGGUAACCUCUACGCCAGGAGGUUAUAUCCGCGGUGGUUUAAUUUCGCGAUUUUGAUCAAUAAACUGUACGUAUGGGGCUAUUUCCGCGAUUAUUUUCUUCUUCAUCUGUUCUAUAAAUACCAUAUACAUGACGAAAAGAAAAUGUGUAUGAGGAAAUUUUCGCUGCCGAAGCCAUUCGCGCGCAUUUAGCGUAAAUCAAUCCUUGCGUAAAUGUCCACGUAUACAGUGCUUUCUUAUCAAUGUAAAUAAUCAAUGCUUCCUUUUUCUUUCUUUUAUUUUUACAAACAAAUGGCAACUGUUUCACAACAGCUAUUUGUAUUGAUAUGGAUUGUUAUUUACGAAAAUGUAAAACUUAUUUGUUCUGUAAUAUGGUAAAUUCCAAGCAUCCGGAUUUCUAGUUAUGUAUUCGUUUUCAAUGGUAUACUGGAACGGAAUUCGUUUUCAAUGGUAUACUGGAACGGAAUUCGUUUUCAAUGGUAUACUGGAACGGAAUUCGUUUUCAAUGGUGUACUGGAACGGAAUUCGUUUUCAAUGGUAUACUGGAACGGAAUUCGUUUUCAAUGGUAUACUGGAACGGAAUUCGUUUUCAAUGGUAUACUGGAACGGAAUUCGUUUUCAAUGGUGUACUGGAACGGAAUUCGUUUUCAAUGGUAUACUGGAACGGAAUUCGUUUUCAAUGGUAUACUGGAACGGAAUUCGUUUUCAAUGGUAUACUGGAACAGAAUUCGUUUUCAAUGGUAUACUGGAACGGAAUUCGUUUUCAUUGGUAUACUGGAACGGAAUUCGUUUUCAAUGGUGUACUGGAACAGAAUUCGUUUUCAAUGGUAUACUGGAACGGAAUUCGUUUUCAAUGGUAUACUGGAACGGAAUUCGUUUUCAAUGGUGUACUGGAACAGAAUUCGUUUUCAAUGGUAUACUGGAACGGAAUUCGUUUUCAUUGGUAUACUGGAACGGAAUUCGUUUUCAAUGGUGUACUGGAACAGAAUUCGUUUUCAAUGGUAUACUGGAACGGAAUUCGUUUUCAAUGGUAUACUGGAACGGAAUUCGUUUUCAUUGGUAUACUGGAACGGAAUUCGUUUUCAAUGGUGUACUGGAACAGAAUUCGUUUUCAAUGGUGUACUGGAACAGAAUUCGUUUUCAAUGGUGUACUGGAACAGAAUUCGUUUUCAAUGGUAUACUGGAACGGAAUUCGUUUUCAAUGGUAUACUGGAACGGAAUUCGUUUUCAAUGGUAUACUGGAACGGAAUUCGUUUUCAAUGGUAUACUGGAACGGAAUUCGUUUUCAAUGGUAUACUGGAACGGAAUUCGUUUUCAAUGGUAUACUGGAACGGAAUUCGUUUUCAUUGGUAUACUGGAACGGAAUUCGUUUUCAAUGGUGUACUGGAACGGAAUUCGUUUUCAAUGGUAUACUGGAACGGAAUUCGUUUUCAAUGGUAUACUGGAACGGAAUUCGUUUUCAAUGGUAUACUGGAACGGAAUUCGUUUUCAAUGGUAUACUGGAACGGAAUUCGUUUUCAAUGGUAUACUGGAACGGAAUUCGUUUUCAAUGGUAUACUGGAACGGAAUUCGUUUUCAAUGGUAUACUGGAACGGAAUUCGUUUUCAAUGGUAUACUGGAACGGAAUUCGUUUUCAAUGGUAUACUGGAACGGAAUUCGUUUUCAAUGGUAUACUGGAACGGAAUUCGUUUUCAAUGGUAUACUGGAACGGAAUUCGUUUUCAAUGGUGUACUGGAACGGAAUUCGUUUUCAAUGGUAUACUGGAACGGAAUUCGUUUUCAAUGGUAUACUGGAACGGAAUUCGUUUUCAAUGGUAUACUGGAACGGAAUUCGUUUUCAAUGGUAUACUGGAACGGAAUUCGUUUUCAAUGGUAUACUGGAACGGAAUUCGUUUUCAAUGGUAUACUGGAACGGAAUUCGUUUUCAAUGGUAUACUGGAACGGAAUUCGUUUUCAAUGGUAUACUGGAACGGAAUUCGUUUUCAAUGGUAUACUGGAACGGAAUUCGUUUUCAAUGGUAUACUGGAACGGAAUUCGUUUUCAAUGGUAUACUGGAACGGAAUUCGUUUUCAAUGGUAUACUGGAACGGAAUUCGUUUUCAAUGGUAUACUGGAACGGAAUUCGUUUUCAAUGGUAUACUGGAACGGAAUUCGUUUUCAAUGGUAUACUGGAACGGAAUUCGUUUUCAAUGGUAUACUGGAACGGAAUUCGUUUUCAAUGGUAUACUGGAACGGAAUUCGUUUUCAAUGGUAUACUGGAACGGAAUUCGUUUUCAUUGGUGUACUGGAACGGAAUUCGUUUUCAAUGGUAUACUGGAACGGAAUUCGUUUUCAAUGGUAUACUGGAACGGAAUUCGUUUUCAAUGGUAUACUGGAACGGAAUUCGUUUUCAAUGGUAUACUGGAACGGAAUUCGUUUUCAAUGGUAUACUGGAACGGAAUUCGUUUUCAAUGGUAUACUGGAACGGAAUUCGUUUUCAAUGGUAUACUGGAACGGAAUUCGUUUUCAAUGGUGUACUGGAACGGAAUUCGUUUUCAAUGGUGUACUGGAACGGAAUUCGUUUUCAAUGGUAUACUGGAACGGAAAUAUUUGUAUCGUUAUUCCGGACACUAAUGCUUGUUAUUAUACUCUUGAUAUAUGCCGCUUUAUUCUAACGCUGGCAGCUGUCUGAUGUUUGUAUCAGUUUAUGACAUUGUACAUAUAUUAAGUUAUAUUACAAAUGUUGAUUAGGUUUUAUCAAAGAAAGUGAAUUCAGAGGAAGGAUAUAUUUGCCGGCCUUUUUCAUAUAUAAUAAUUCGCCAACCGAUCAAUUACAUUUUGUACAUUCAUUUUUUUAAUGAAUUUAAGUGCAAUUUAUCACUUAAAUCAUAGCAUAAACAAUUAUUAUCACAUUUUAUACAUGUUUUAUACAUUACAUAAUUUACAUUGUUUGCAUAGUUUUGUUUCACCAACGAUGUUCAUGACGUGAACUGAACUUCUUACGCCUUCAUGGUCGAAUUUGAUUGAACCUGUUACUCUCUGUGCUAGAUUUGAAAUUACUUAAAAAAGAAAGAAAAAUCAAAAGUGGAUUUUUAUUUAGUAUUGAUAUGAUUUCACGCAUUGUGUGGAUUUUGCAAUGGUUUGCUCUAUUAAUAGAGUAAAACUUUGUUUCCAUGACAUGAUACUGUUAGUUGUCCGAUAUUUAUUUGUAAGUUAACGUAUGCAAAAGUAUGACAAUUUUAGCAAUACACUAAAUGGCAAACUGUUAAUGAAGUAAUUUAGCAAUUCGUGAGGUGUAGCAACUCAAAGGAAAGAUUAAACAAAAAUACUAUAGGAACUUCUCUUUUACAUAUUUACAUGAUUUGCUUCGUAGAUGAUAUUGUUGUUAUAUAUUUGAUAUAACGUUAAAGUUUUGUUUUUGUCUUGCGAUGAUUUUGAGACAGCAUAAAUGCUUUAAUAAUGGCUUCAUACAUGUAUUCAUCGAUAAACUAAUGAUAUAUCAUCCAAGUUAAAUCAUACCACCGGCUUUACAAAUAUCGUUAUCAUGGAUGCUACUGUGAAGAAUUUGUUUUAAUUAUUUUCUAUAGAUAUUUUGUUUUCUUAAAAAUAUUCCUGAUAAAAAUUUACCUGUUUUAGAGUGAAAAAAUUAAAAUUUGGAUACCCCCCCC